AGUGACACGAAAUGAACAGCUCUUAUAGUUGUUUGAAUGACUUAUUGAUUGUUUAAACGAUUGAAUGAUUUGUCACUCAUUUAUAACAACUGUUUGAUAGAAAUGUUUUGACAUUCAAUGAAAUAUUGAAUUUAUUUGUCAUUUAUUUAAUCGAUUUAUUGUCCAAAUAAUUACAGAAUGUCUUCCAGAAGACGGUGUAUGAGUGAAGUCACCGAUUGUGCCAAAUGUGACACAAAUGACGAAUCAGAUGUCAAACAUACGAAAAGUGGUGAUCAAAACAACAGUCAAAUCCCAAGAUAUAUAGGCGGAGGACGACAACGACGACACUCGGACUCACAAUCCAAGAGUGGUGUCACUCAUAAUCAUCAAACAAAUGCUCACUCGUCUAACGGUUGUCUUAUUCACGGAAUUCGCUCAUCAAAUGAUAAUCUGUUGUAUCAGAUGUUGCAAACAUUAGAUUUAAGUAAUAAUCAAAUACCGGAUCAGAUCAGAACCAUACAUGAGAACCAUGUCUGCAGUAAUAUCGGUAAAAGUAGAUCUGUUCCAACUUCUAAACUAACAUCACGUCAAACGACUCCAUUUUCAACGCCAUCGACACCAACUGAUUCACGAAGACUUUCGGCAAAUAGAAGUACAUUAAGUCAUACAUCUUCGCCAUUAAGACAAUCCAAAUCAUCGUUGACUAUGCCUUCAAGUUAUAGUAAUAGGACUACGAGUCAAAAGACAUUUGCCGAAUAUAUGCCAUUAUGUGAGCUUCAAAAAGGUCUACAAAAGGGAGAGAUUGUUGAAGGCGUCUUGAGGAUUAAUCCACGCAACUAUACAGAUGCCUACAUAAGCGCACCGGAGGGCGGUCUAGACAUAUACGUUGGAGGAAUGAUUGAUAGGAAUAGGUCUUUAAAUGGAGACAAAGUGGCAGUCAAGUUGAAUGAAUGUAAAGACUGGAAGAUUCUUUAUGACACUCUUCGUGUUAAUUAUCACGAAUGGGGACAAGAUUUGGAGGGAAUAUAUUUAAAAUAUAAUACACACACUAAAGAAGCGGUUAAUUUAAUAGCCAAUUGUUCUAAUAGUACUUUGAGUCACAUUGAGAUUAUUGAUGAAAAUGAUGAAGAUUUAGAAGAAAAAUCAUUAAGUGUUAGUCUUAGUCCAGAUUCGAUUGAUACUAAACUCAGCAAUGAUAAUGAUGUCAAUGAAAGUGUUGUUAAAAUUGAUGAAACUAGUGAUACAAAAAGUAAACCCAAGAAAAAAAGAUCGCGAAAUAAGAAGAAGAAUAAAAGUGAUGUCAAACCUAAUGCUAAUGAAAGUGUUGUCAAUAAAACUGGAAAAGUUGUGAAAGUAUUUGACGAAUUAAGCAAACGAAUUGACAGAAUUCGUGGUAUAAGUGUUGAGCAUUUAAUGGAAGCGUUAUUUUGGAAAAAAUUUAUACAAAAAACUGGAAAAGUUGUAUCGAUUGUUGAAUCAAAUCAUAUCCGCAUUGCUGGCGGAAAAUUGACGCAUAUGAAGGACAAGAACCAAAAUUGGGCUCUUUUUGUUCCCAAUGACUCGCGAUUUCCUCGAUUACGAAUACCAAUGAAUUUAUGUCCGCAUGACUUCUAUUAUCAUCCGCAACACUAUUCAGAUACUCUUUUUGUAGCCAAGAUUGAAGAAUGGAAAACCACUGAUCAUUUUCCAAGCGGUUCACUAAUAAGACAAUUAGGAAAUGCCGGUGACAUAGAUGUUGAAAGUGAUUUGAUUUUAAUUGAAAAUAACAUUGAAAGUGAAGAGUUUCCCGAUGAAGCAUAUUAUGGUUUACCAAACAUAACUGAUAAUGAAUGGGAAGAUUUAAACAGUCAGUGGACUAUUCCUGAUAAAGAGAUUCAUUAUAGACGUGAUUUCCGCAAUGAAUGUGUUUUUACUAUUGAUCCGUCAACUGCUCGUGAUUUAGAUGACGCCCUUUCCAUUAAACUCAUUGAUGACGACUUGUUUGAAGUCGGUGUUCACAUCGCAGAUGUUUCUCAUUUUCUUAAAGAAGACAUGCCUUUAGAUGAAAUUGCCAGAAGAAGAACUACAUCAAUAUAUUUAGUUCAAAAAGUUAUCCCAAUGUUACCGCAGAUAUUAUGUGAAAAACUUUGUUCAUUGAAUGCCGGCGAAGAUAAGCUAUCGUUUUCAGUGGUUUGGAUGAUCGAUAAAAAUGGAGAUAUUGUUUCGGAAUGGUUUGGCCGCACUAUUAUACGAUCGUGUGUUAAGUUAAGCUAUGAGUUGGCACAGGAUAUGAUUAAUGAUUCAAAUCACAAAGAAACAGGUCUUCCAAUAGGGUUUUCUCCAUACAUAUAUCGGGAUUCAAAUAAAUUGGUUGAAGAAUUGAUGUUAUUGGCAAAUAUGGCGGUCGCACACAAGAUAUACAACACAUUCUGUGAAACUGGAUUUCUUCGUAACCAUCCGCCGCCAUCAGAGGAUGCGCUCCGAGACUUUAAUAAGUUUUGUGAUUAUAAUGGUUUUCAUGUGGACACGUCAUCAUCACUGCUAUUGAAUCAAACAUUAGAGACUAUUGUUAAUAACGACCCGAAUAUAUCUCGAGUUGUGGCACAUUAUCUAUUGAAAACUAUGCAAAUGGCCCGAUAUGUGUGUCCCGGUAUGGAAAGCGCAUCAUUACAUCAUUACGCCCUAAAUGUUCCGUUAUAUACUCACUUUACUUCACCCAUAAGAAGAUACGCUGAUGUUAUUGUCCACCGCCUUCUGGCGGCCUCAUUGUCCUAUUGUCCUCAGAUUAAAGAUUCGCCGACCGAUUUGCAUCGUUUAGCCCAACGUUGCAACGAUAAAAAGUUGGCCUCACGUAUUGUCAGCGAAAAAAGUGCUCACCUUUUCCUUAAUUGUUAUAUCAAACACAUCCAUAAAAUGGAAACUAAAGCCAUUGUUGUUCAAGUUUAUGACCAUUCUUUUGAUGUUAUGGUCAUUAACUGUGGUAUUAUUUCACGGGUAUAUGUGGAUCCAUUACCGCUCAAACAAUUUACAUUUAGUACAAAACAUGGUAAAAAUGAAUUGGUAUUGGAAUGGAUUGAUAGCACCGAUAGUUUACCUAAAGAAUUAUGUAAACAAACCAUCACUGCAUGUCUUAUUGUUCGCAUACAAGUGUCUGUCAAUGAAGAGGACUCAAGUAAAUUGAAUACUUUAUUGCAACAUCCAAAUGGAAAUUUCAUACAAAACCAAUUCAUCAAAACAACUAAUACUCAAUCUAUUAGUAAAUCUUGA
Oppia nitens is the source of this 3225-nucleotide messenger RNA. Its product is annotated as DIS3-like exonuclease 2. The transcript has 7 exons. Bases 178 to 3225 code for a protein of 1015 amino acids. Gene Ontology annotation, molecular function: RNA binding; 3'-5'-RNA exonuclease activity. The record is from RefSeq and is a predicted model, not a curated record. Gene Ontology annotation, cellular component: P-body; exosome (RNase complex). Gene Ontology annotation, biological process: mRNA catabolic process; miRNA catabolic process. NCBI's taxonomy places the organism in Eukaryota, Metazoa, Arthropoda, Arachnida, Sarcoptiformes, Oppiidae.